GUGCAUGUAAGCAAACUGUGUUUUCGUUAUUAGAAUUUUCAAAAACCUAACCUUACUUUGUCUGAUGAUUUGUGAUUGUUCUCCUGAAGUGAAUACUUUUUCGAUUUCAAAUAUUCAUAUAAAUUGUGAAGUGCUGUUACAUCGACAAGAUGAAUAUAACUUCAGCUGCGGGAAUAAUUUCCCUUUUGGAAGAGCCGAGGCCUGAGCUUAAAGUCUACGCCCUCAAAAAGCUCGACAACAUUGUUGAUGAGUUCUGGCCGGAAAUUUCUGAAGCUAUAGAGAAAAUUGAAAUACUGCAUGAAGAUAAGGUGUUCCAACAACACCAACUUGCUGCUUUGGUUGCUAGUAAAGUGUACUAUCAUCUAGGUGCUUUCGAAGACUCUGUUACAUAUGCGUUAGGUGCUGGAGAUCUCUUUGAUGUCAAUGCUCGGUCUGAGUAUGUUGAGACUAUUUUGGCAAAAUGCAUCGAUUACUACACCCAACAGCGAGUUGCUUUGGCUGAAAACUCUCCAGAUAUAAAACCGAUUGAUUCUCGCUUGGAAGCAAUCGUGGAUCGUAUGUUCAAAAGAUGCCUGGAUGAUGGACAGUACAGACAAGCACUAGGACUCGCCUUGGAGACCAGAAGAAUGGACGUUUUCGAGCAGGCCGUGUCUAGAUCCGAUGACGUCAUUGGCAUGCUUACGUAUGCUUUUCAAGUGGCAAUGAGCCUGAUCCAAAACCGCGGGUUCCGAAACACGGUAUUGAGGUCCCUGGUAGGUCUCUAUCGCGGAUUAGAGACGCCAGAUUAUGUAAAUAUGUGCCAGUGUCUCAUCUUCUUGGAGGAUCCUCUGUCAGUUGCUCAAAUCCUUGAUAAAUUGGUGUUAGGACAAGAGGAUAGUCAACUGAUGGCGUAUCAAAUAGCCUUUGAUUUGUACGAAUCGGCGACCCAGCAGUUCCUUGAGCGAGUGUUGGUAGCCUUGAGAAUGACAGCUCCGAUCCCCUCAUUGUUGGAAGAAAAACUUAAACCGAAAACGCCCGCCGCAGAAGGAAAACCUGACGCAGAAACGCCCGCAGAAGCCUCGCCUCAGCCUAAGGAGGUCAAAGAGGAGAAAAGUUUGGAGAGUUUGUGAAUCAGAUCGUGAACACCAGGCUAGAAUAGAAAAAUUGCACACCAUCCUGUCUGGAGAGGUGUCCAUAGAGCUCCACCUGCAGUUUUUGAUUCGAUCAAACCACGCAGAUCUGCUGAUCCUGAAACAGACUAAAGAAACGGUCCGCGUCAGUAUUUGUCACACGGCUACUGUCAUCGCGAAUGCUUUCAUGCACAGCGGUACCACAAGCGACCAAUUUUUGAGGGACAACCUAGAAUGGCUAGCUCGGGCCACAAAUUGGGCCAAAUUGACGGCCACAGCUUCACUGGGCGUGAUCCAUCGGGGUCACGAGCAAGAAGCUUUGACGCUGAUGCAAAGUUACCUGCCUAAGGAAGUGGGGCCUAGCUCUGGCUACUCAGAGGGCGGUGGCUUGUACGCAUUGGGGCUCAUCCAUGCCAAUCAUGGGGCCAACAUCAUAGAUUAUCUGUUGGGACAGCUGAAGGACUCGCAGAAUGAGAUGGUGAGACACGGCGGAUGUCUGGGCCUGGGCCUUGCCGCGAUGGGCACCCAUCGGCAGGACGUUUACGAGCAGCUGAAGUUCAAUUUGUACCAAGACGAUGCUAACACUGGCGAAGCGGCCGGUAUCGCCAUGGGCAUGGUCAUGCUGGGCUCAAAGAACGCGUCGGCAAUCGAGGAUAUGGUCGCGUACGCACAAGAGAGCCAACACGAAAAAAUCCUUCGCGGUCUGUCGGUCGGUAUCGCGUUUACAGUCUACGGUAGACUCGAGGAAGCUGACGAAUUGGUCGAUCGCCUAUCGAAAGACAAAGAUCCGAUUUUGAGGAGGAGCGCCAUGUACACUCUCGCCAUGGCCUACUGCGGCACAGGACACAACAAGGCGGUCAGGAAGCUGCUACACGUUGCCGUGUCGGAUGUGAACGAUGACGUGCGACGAGCUGCCGUGACAGCCCUUGGAUUUCUACUUUUCCGGU
Molecule: messenger RNA, 2056 nt
Organism: Acanthoscelides obtectus
Lineage: Eukaryota; Metazoa; Arthropoda; Insecta; Coleoptera; Chrysomelidae
Source: the annotation of a GenBank genome assembly